This is a messenger RNA of Canis lupus familiaris (dog), 3022 nucleotides long. Its product is annotated as cationic amino acid transporter 3-like. Gene Ontology annotation, molecular function: amino acid transmembrane transporter activity. NCBI's taxonomy places the organism in Eukaryota, Metazoa, Chordata, Mammalia, Carnivora, Canidae. The coding region runs from base 951 to 2714 and encodes 587 amino acids. The record is from RefSeq and is a predicted model, not a curated record. The transcript is spliced from 5 exons. Gene Ontology annotation, cellular component: plasma membrane. Gene Ontology annotation, biological process: amino acid transport; transmembrane transport.
UUGGCCAAGCCUUUCCCUGUCCUUGGGCUUGGCUUGCACUUUCUUUUUCUUUUAUUUUUUAAAUAUUUUAUUUAUUUAUUUAUUUAUUUAUUUAUUUAUUUAUUUAUUUAUUCAUGAGAGACACAAAGAGAGAAGCAGAGAUAUAGGCAGAGGGAGAGGCAGGCUCCAUGCAGGAAGCCCAAUGGGGCACUGGAUCCCAGGACUCCAGGAUCCUACCCUGAGCGAAAGGUAUAUGCUCAACCCCUGAGCCACCCAGGUGUCCCACGGCUUGCACUUUCAUAUCUGUUCUUUCUGCUCUGAGGCAAGAGAACCCCAUGGAUGUGAAGAAUUUCCAACACUGGAUUCUGACUGAAUCUCAACCUGUCAAUCUGUCAAAUCAAGGAAUGUUGCAUUUCACCCUGUCUUCUCUCAAGUUAUCCUGGAGGGACUAAGAAAAGUUUCCUGUUCACAACCAUCCCAGAAUGACACUAGAUAAUAUGGAGUCUAUAAAACCUGGAGAGAAGCUCUGACCAGGACUGAGAAUUAUCAUCAUCAUCAUCAUCAUCAAUCAUCAUCUUCAUCAUCAUCAUCAUCGUUUUAUCUUCAUUCAUGAUCUGUAUUAGUAUCUAUAGCAAAUAUUUAACUGGAUCUGUCUAGUUGGACAAACUGGAUUUAUUGAGUCAAGGAGCAGACACUGGCGCAGCCCCUACUUCCUGCCACCACAACCAGUCCUGUGAUGAACGUGCUCACAUGGGCUCCUUAUGGACUCAAGAGACAGUACCUGGGCACUAAGGAGGGAGAGCACAUACCAGAAGAGUACGAAGUAGCAGUUUGGAAACCUAAGAAGCUGAACUCAUCAGCCCCAACCCAACUUUGUGUAACUUGGCCUCACUGAACCUGAUCCCAAACUCUCUGCUCCCUGGGCUUGCUACAGCUCUUUGAUACUAGAAUCCUAUUCAAUUCCAGCUAAAAUGCAGGGCCAGGCACUUCACAGGUUUGGUCAAAGGCUUGUUUACAGACGUCCAGUGGAGCUAAGUGAAACUGAGACUUCCUCUGCCAGAAUCCUGACUACUCUGGACUUAGUGGCCCUGGGUGUAGACUACACAUUGGGUGCAGGUAUAUAUUUCCUGGCUGGUGAGGUGGUCAGCAAUCAAGCAGGACCAGCCACGGUGUUAUGCUUUUUGGUGGCUGGCCUAUCCUCCGUGUUGGCUGGGCUGUGCUAUGCAGAGUUUGGUUCCUGGAUUCCCUGUUCUGGCUCUGCAUAUCGCUUCACCUAUGUCACUAUGGGUGAAAUAUGGGCUUUCAUCACUGGCUGGAUCUUCAUCAUCUCCUAUGUUGCUGGUGCAGCCGGUAUGGCCCUGGCUUGGACCUUAGCUUUUUACUAUCUGAUUGGGAACCAGAUUUCUCAGGCCAUGCGUGAAAGCGUUUUACUGCAUGUUCCACAUGUGCUUGUGGAAUAUACAGACUUCUUUGCUAUGGGCCUGGUGUUGUUGCUCACUGGAAUACUGGCUCUGAGGGCUAAGGAGUCAGUCUUGGUUACCAAAGUGAUGACAUUAUUGAGCCUUUUAGUUCUCAGUUUUGUCAUCCUCUCUGGCUUCAUUAAAGGGGACCUGCACAACUGGAAGCUCACAGAAGAGGACUACAUAAAGGCUGGAUUCAAUGACACCUCUAGCUUGGGCCCUCUGGGCUCUGGAGGAUUCAUGCCUUUUGGCUUCCAGGGGAUUCUUCAUGGAUCAGCUACCUGUUUCUAUGCAUUUAUAGGUUUCAACAAUAUCGUUACCAAAGCUGAGGAAGCCCAGAAUCCCAAACGUUCCAUCCCCAUGGGCAUUGUAAUUUCACUGUUCAUCUGCUUCUUGGUGUAUUUUGGUGUCUGUUCAGUGCUUACACUUAUGGUGCCCUACUACCUGAUUCAUCGUGGGAGCCCCUUGCCUGAGGCAUUUCUCCAUAUUGGCUGGACCUCUGCUUGUUAUGUUGUGGCUACUGGAGCUCUGUGUACUCCUUUUACCACCAUUUUGAAUGAUAUGUUCUCCUCCCGUCAGAUGAUCUUGGUGAUGGCAAAAGAUGGCCUCCUGUUCCAUGUCCUUGCCAGCACCCACACCAGCAAAGACAUCCCCAUCGUGGCCACUGUGGUCUCGGGCACUAUGGCAGCAAUCAUGGCAUUAUUCUUUGAGUUCAUUGAUCUUGUGGACUUCAUGUCAGUUGGGACCCUGUUUACUCACUCCCUGGUGGCUGCUUGUGUCCUCAUCCUCAGGUAUCAGCCUGAGAGGAAGAAUGAGGGAAAUGAAGCACAGGUGCAGGAGGAGAACAGACCUGCAGCAGAGAAGCUGACUCUACAGACACUAUUUUUUCCAGGCAGCCCCACCCCCACUCCACUUUCUGGCCAGGUUGUCUCUGUUUGCUCCUCACUGCUUGCUCUGCUGCUGACUCUUCUCUGCCUGGUGCUGGCCCAGUGGCCUCAUCUACUUUCUGGAGACCCAGUGUGGAUCACAGUGGUUAUGCUCCUCCUGGUGCUCAUCACUGGAGUCACUGGAGUCAUCUGGAGACAGCCACAGAGCUCCACUGCCCUUCACUUCAAGGUACCUGGUCUGCCUCUCCUCCCACUCCUGAGCAUCUUUUUGAAUGUUUACCUCAUGAUGCAAAUGAUAGCUGGUACCUGGGCUCUAUUUGGUGUCUGGAUUCUUAUUGGGCUUGCUAUCUACUUCAGCUAUGGGAUUCAGCACAGCCUGGCCCCUUAACCCCACUUCACUUAGGGCCUCUACUGUAGAUCUUGAACUCAGCAGUGCCAGUACAUAUUUGCUUUGACAUUGUCUUACUUGAAUGUAGGUCCCCCUGCACAAUAAUGAAGAGUACUCUUUAGCUCAUGAAACAUAGGCCUCACACAGAAUUUUGGUGGGGGCAAGAGUAAUAUGGCUGUGUUUUGUGGAGGAAAGAAUGUGUCUUUGCUCUUUUUCCUCUCUUUUUAUUUCCUUUGCUUGUCUGCUUUUCAGUUGUGUCUGUAGCUGUACUGGCUUUGAAAAUUUACUAUUAAAGAAAACUAGAAAAA